AUGGGAGCAUCGACAAAGGAAAGCUCUAGUAGCAAGAGGAAGCCAGCAGAUCAGGGAGAGAAGAAGUAUGGAGGCAAGUCAGGGAGGAAGCAGAAAGUCUCAAGAAACUUUAUGGUAAGAGCCCAGGAGCAAGAACCAGUGAAAACUCAAGAACGGGAAGUGCAGGAGCGAAAGCAGUACUCAGGGCCGCUUUCGAAGUGCAAUAAGUGUAACUUCCAUCACAAGGGAGCUUGCCCAGUGUGCCAAAACUGUAAGCAAACAGGCCAUUACUCGAAGUGUUGUAAGGUGAAUAAGGAGGAAAAAAGGGCAUGUUACGAGUGCGGGAGUACUGAUCAUCUUCGCAGAGCUUGUCCCAAACUGAACAAAGGGCCUGGUAACAAUGGACAAGGCCAAGCCAGGCAGAACUUCCAAGGAAAUCAAGUUGGACGGCCAAGAGGUGUAGCCUUUGUGAUUGGUGCAGAAGAAGCUCGUCAGAACCCUUAA
Molecule: messenger RNA, 483 nt
Organism: Lactuca sativa (garden lettuce)
Lineage: Eukaryota; Viridiplantae; Streptophyta; Magnoliopsida; Asterales; Asteraceae
Source: RefSeq, a predicted model, not a curated record